UACGGCGGCUUUCGCAGUCGAGGCUCAGCCGACAACGACGACGACGCAAAGUGUGCGAGAUAUCACUUUAGUAUUAUAGUGCCGAGGAUAUAGUGAAUGACGAGCUGCUAUAUAUCCGCGUUCACACAUCCAUGUUACAAACGCCCGAUGUAAUAUUAACAUGAGCGCGUUGUGCCGUAAUCGUUGCCCACGUAUAGUUCGUUCCCCCAGUGACACAGAGCAGUGCAGCGUCUAAUCUCACUUUUUUAUCAGGUGAGUUGCCGCGAGUUGUCAGAAGAUAAAACAACAAAAACAACAACAACGACAACGACUGCAGCAGUUAAGCAGAAGCAGCGAAAUCAAGUUGAAAAGUGCGAAGUAGCAGUUGGGAGGAAGCCAUUGGCUAUAUUACACGCCUUAAAUCAGGGAACCCUCCGACGAGAGGGAUUAACGCUUCAACAUGCCUGAAGAAAGAAAACUAAGCGUCGGCCCAACAGAGGUUACGAAUGAAAAUGGUACCAGUUCUCCAAAAAAGAGUCCAAUGAACAAGGGUAAACUAGCUCUGGCCAAAAUCACUCUGUUGGAUGGCUCUAUCAAAGAUUUUAAUAUUGAGCGCAAAGCAUUGGGCCAUGAACUUUUGGAUCGAGUUUGUCAAAGUCUAAACUUGCUCGAAAAAGACUAUUUUGGCCUGAUUUACGAAGACAAAUACAAUACGAGGAAUUGGUUGGAUAUGGAAAGACGGAUCUCAAAGUUCCUAAAACAUGAGCCUUGGAAAUUUAAUUUCGAAGUCAAAUUCUAUCCGCCUGAUCCAGCCCAAUUACAAGAAGACAUAACGCGAUAUCAUUUAUGUCUGCAAAUUCGAAAUGACAUUAUUACUGGUCGUCUGCCAUGUUCAUUUGUCACACAUGCGCUUCUUGGAUCUUACCUCGUACAAUCAGAAAUCGGAGAUUACAAUGUUGAAGAACAUGGGACGAACUAUUUAAAUGAUUUCAAAUUUGCACCGAGUCAAACCCCCGAGCUCGUUAAAAAAGUCCAGGAUCUUCAUAAAACGCACAAAGGUCAAACGCCUGCAGAUGCUGAACUGCAUUACUUGGAGAAUGCCAAGAAACUAGCUAUGUACGGUGUAGAUCUUCAUCCGGCCAAAGACUCCGAGGGCGUCGACAUAACAUUAGGCGUUUGUUCGACGGGAAUAACUGUUUAUAGAGACAGGCUACGAAUCAACAGGUUCGCCUGGCCGAAAAUUCUCAAAGUCUCUUACAAAAGGCAUAAUUUUUACAUCAAAAUUCGACCAGGUGAAUUCGAACAGUGCGAAUCUACAAUUGGUUUCAAAUUAGCGAAUCAUAGAGCUGCCAAAAGACUAUGGAAAACGUGCGUGGAGCACCACACUUUUUUCAGACUCAUGACUCCGGAACCUGUUAAAAAAGUUGGAUUAUUGCCACAUUUGGGAACGAAUUUCCGGUAUUCUGGCCGAACGCAUUACGAAACGAAGAAAAUUCCAAUAGACAGGCAACCACCGAAAUUCGAAAGAUAUCACAGUAAUCGAAGAAUAACGUCGCGAAGCAUGGACAGUUCGUCGCAACCUGUACUAUCAGCUCUGGGAGGGAAAAAUCUUGAGCCUUACAGUUCCGAGCCAAGCAAGCGUCACACCAUGCCCUAUGAACCAGAAACUUUACCCGCUAUGGACCACAUUGAUCAGAAACCUAGCCCGAUAAAGAAACAGAAAGAUAAGCUCGCGCGAAAAACUAGCAUCGGAACGACAUCGGCCAGCAGUACAAGUAGCUUGGAAGGAGAAUACGAUGCCCGCAGCAAGAAACUUUUUGGCGGCUUAGCUGAGAAAUUCAAGAAAACACCUCCGAAAGCUGAUAAACCACCAAAAGCAGAAAAACCUCCAAAACCAGAAAAACAACCAAAAGAAAAACCACAAAAAGCAGAUAAGCAACAAAAGGCCGAGAAAAUAGUAACGCCAGAAAAACCAACAGCCGAGCCAUCGGCCACAAAACCAUACGAGUACGAAGAGCGUUCGAGUUCCCCGUCCAAAAAAAGCUUCAUGGCUCGUGGCUUCAAUUACGAGGGUAAACCAGCUUCUCCUGAACCCGGAGAUCAAAAAUCGCCGUCAUCAGCGGGACGAAAAGCCACCGGUUUUGCAUUUAAUUAUGCUCCUGGAGACAUUAAGAAACUUGAGGAGCAUGCUGAGAAAAUUAGAUCGAAAGAAGUACCAGAAAAACAGUCGCCAGUAAAAAAAUCACCGGAAAAACCCGUGUCUGCUCAGAAACAAGUGUUGCCGGAAAAAGCAACCGAAAAAGCAACGGUUGUAAGCAAAGCUCCUGAAAAAGCAGCACCACCUGUGCCUACUCUAGCUCCAGUGGGUAUAAAAACCCCUGGCAUUAAUUACGUCGAAUCUGCAGCAUUGAAGGAGCAGCAAAAAGGUCCUACCAUAACAAAACCAACGGUUCAACCACCUGCGCCUCCUACGACAAGUCCCAAAAAAGAGUCUAGAAGUAUAUUUUCUACUCUUAUGAAAAGCGAUCUUCAAAAACCGCAACCACCAGUAGUUCCAAAAGUUGAAGUAAAAGAUGUUCCAAAACAAGAUGCCUUUAUAAAAGCAGAAAUUAAAGAAACUGAAAAACAAGCACCCAUCGUUACUCCAACUGCAUCGCCAGCCGCUGAAAAAAUUUCUCCGGACUUCCACGUUCUUCCUAUCCCUGAUGGAUCUCGCAUCAUCGGUGGAAUGAUUUUUUCACGCGAAGGCAGACCACUUGACCAAAGCCAUUUUGGUCCUGAAGGCAGUCGCGUUGUUGAUGGAAAGAUAGUUGGAAAAGAUGGUAAACCUAUUAAAAAAGCAGAUUUCGGACCACACGGAGUAUACAUUUCAAAUGGCUUGAUAACUGGAAAAGAUGGUAAACCUUUGCUUCAAGAACGCCUUGGAACUGAUGGUAUUUCCGUGAAAAAUGGAAUUCUCUGUGCUGCCGAUGGUCAGCCUUUGAACAAAUACGUUCUUGGACCAGCUCAUUCGUUGAUUAAAGAUGGGAAAGUCGUUGCCAAAAACGGCAAGCCAUUACAGUACGUCAGGCUCGGUACAGACGGCACAUACGUCAAAGAAGGUCUUGUAUUCGCUGAAGAUGGCCGACCUUUGACUCAAGGAUCUUACGGAGCUGACGGUAAUUACAUCGUUGGUGGUAUAGUUUGCAGCACCGACGGGAAACCGUUGCAACAAAUCUCUUUGCUGCCCGAUACUACGUACAUCAGCGACGGUGUUGUUUAUGGUCGUGAUGGAAAGCCAUUAGCCAGCGGUGAUUUGGGUAACGAUGGUCACUACAUCACCGAAGGUAAAGUCUUUUCCAAAGACGGUAAACCAGCAAAACACGUGACAUUUGCCUCUGAUGGUUCUUUGAUCAAAGAAGGAACACUCUACGGAAAGGAUGGCAAAUUUUUGAAUCAAGGUUCAUUGUUGCCAAGCGGUGCUCAUUUGUACCAUGGAAAACUCGUCGGUAAGGAUGGUAAGCCAAUCAAGCAUGCUUAUUACAAGCCCGAUGGAAGCUUCGUCAAGGAUGGUGUUAUUCACGGCAAAGACGGACGUCCGCUCAACCAAAUUCCUCUGAUAGUCGAUGGCAGCUAUGUGAGGAAUGGGCUACUGUACGAUAGAAACGACAGGCCACUAAAUCAAAAUCUGUUUAAACCCGACAACAUUAUCAUUCGGGAUGGUCUUUUACUCGAUAACAAUCUCGCACCACUGAAACAAGGUGUCCUGGGCCGUGAUGCCAUGACGAUCAAGGAUGGUGUCAUCCUUGCUAAAGAUGGCAAACCCGUUAAACAGGAAAGUCUCAAUUCCGCCGGAGGCUACGCCAAAAAAGGUUUGGCUCAUUUCAAAUCUGGAAAACCUAUGAAUCAAGAUUCACUCCUUCCUGAAGGUCUAUCAAUACGAGAAGGCAAAAUCGUCAAUAGGGAUGGUAAGCCAAUCAAGCAUUCUUUCUUCCGACCAGAUGGUAGUCACGUCAAAGAUGGCGUUUUGUACGGUCAAGAUGGAAAAGUUUUAAAUCAAUCGACCAGUCUACCUGGUGAUAGUUACAUCGCUAAUGGUCUAAUUCACGAUUAUACUGGUCGACCUAUGAACCGAGACUUUUUCUGUUCCGACGGAUCUUACGUUGCUGGAGGUUUGAUUUACGAUCGCGAAGGUAAAAUCGUAGCCGAAGGUGAAUUCGGGCCAGAUGGUAACAAAAUCAAAAAUGGCCUGGUUAUUGGUCGCGAUGGAAAGCCUUUGACUCAAGAUGAAAAUGGCCCCGAUGGGUUGGCGAUCAAGGACGGAAAAAUCGUCGAUUACGAUGGUCAGCCCAAAAAUCAAUCAUCGCUCUUACCCGACGGGUGCUUCAUAAAAGAUGGAGUCAUUCACGAUAUCAAUGAGCGACCUUUGAAACAAGGUGCUUUCAGAACCGACGAGACUUACAUUAGAGAUGGCUUGAUUUACGGUUGGGGUGGCCAACUACUCAAUGCGGGUACUGCGCUGCCCACAGGCUAUUACGUCGAAGAAGGUAGAUUGUACGGAAAGGAUGGACAACCAUUGAAUCACAGCUCUUUCGGUACUGAAGGUGGUUACAUUCAGAAUGGUUUCAUAUACGGUAAAGACAUGAAGCCUCUUAAACGUGCAGCUUUUGGCGACGAUGGCAGUUACAUUCAAGAUGGAUCGAUUUAUGGUAGCAACGGAAAACUUUUGAGCAGAAAAUUGUCAAUUAUAACGAUCAGCUAUUAUCGUUACGGAUUGGUUUGUGACAAAGAUGCCAAGCCCGUCGAAGAAGCUAUCUUUAACGAUGAAGGAGCAACGAUUAAAAAGGGCAAGGUCUACGAUCGCAAUGGCAAACCAUUGAAUCAAUCGAAGCCAAACGCGGACGGAACGAUAGUGAAGAAUGGUUUAGUAUUGGGUGCCAACGGCAAACCUCUAAGCAAAGGACUUUUGGCACCUGAAACGAGUUACAUUAAAGUUGGAAAAGUUUAUAAUGCCAAUGGACAACCACUGACCCAAGAAGCCUUCGGCCCCGAAGGUCUCAAAGUUUCUCAGGGUACAAUUGUUGACGAUGCAGGCAAACCUUUGAAACACGCAAUUUUCGAUAGCGAAGGUAACACAAUCAAAGAUGGUCUCGUGACUUCGGCACAAGGUAAACCCCUGGACAAAUAUUACACAACCAUUACCAUCACUAUGAUCAAGAAAGGUUUGAUCUGCAACAAAGACGGCACACCAGUAGCAAAUGGUAUUUUCUCCGAGGAUGGAGCUUACGUGAAAAAUGGAAAAGUAUUUGAAAAAAAUGGAAAACCAAAAAAUCAAGAAGUUUUCGAUGAAAGCGGAUCAUUCAUCAAGGAAGGAGUUGUUUACGCUCAAACUGGUCAACCUCUUGAUAAGCAAGAUAUCAGCAUGAGAGAUCUCAAGCUCGCUACGAGCAGGAUAAAUGUACCGAAACAGAAAAAAGCUGCAGUGGCUGUUAGUACGCCGACAAUCGUUAAAUCAACGAUGAAACAGUCGAUGGUCAAAGAUCAGGAAGGCGUCACGCGCAAUGUCGAAGAGAGGGUCGAGGACCUCACGCCAGGCGGUACUGGACAAGUUACCGUAUCUACGCACACAAAUAAGGCCGAGGCACCUAGUGACGAGACAUCACCUUACAUUUCUGCAACUGCUGUUACUACUCGUACGGCCACCAUGCACGAAGAUCUUGAAAAGAAUCAGAAAACAAGUCAGGUCGAGGAAAAAACCGUGUCUCACACAACCGCUACAAGUGCAACGAGACAAGAACAGCGCACGGUCACGCAGGAAGUUAGAACGACGAGCCACGUGCUAUCCGGUGAACAGCUACUUUCACGACGACUCAGUGUAUCCAGUUCAAGCAGUGGUGAUUCUGGUACUCCAAUUGAUCUUGACGAUGAUCAGCAAGCUUUCUGCAAUCAGUAUUAUCAGGGCUUAGCUGCUUACAAGGUUGAUCCAGCCGGCAUAGUUGCAACAAAAAGUCAAGUCUACACAGGCGAACCCGAGAACAAUGUGACGACUACGACGAUGGUGCCACUCGUAGCUACGGAAUCUCGUAAAGUCGCUGUCGAAAGCGACAAUGGUAGUUACAGCGCCACCGGUGAAAUUGUCAGUUCCCAAACUAUCUCUAGCAAAACGAGAACAGUCGAAACUGUCACAUAUAAAACGGAGCGAGACGGAGUCGUGGAGACGCAUAUGGAACAAAAAAUUACGAUACAAUCCGACGGAGAUCCAAUUGAUCACGAUAAAGCCCUUCAUGAAGCCAUUCUUCAAGCGACUUCCAUGAAUCCUGACAUGAAAGUCGAAAAAAUUGAAAUUCAACAACAGUCCGCUCAGUAAAUUGUUAUUAAAUUACUUGAUAUUUAUUAAUUAGGGUAUCCUGGAUGCUGUCCAUUAUUAAACUUACAAUAGUACUCAUAUUAGAUAUAUGGAAAACGAAAAAAGUGCUCAGAAAAAUUUGACAAUGAUUCAAAAAUGCGCAUCACUUUUUGACAUAAUACGCUCACUCACUUGAAUGUGUAAACUAUAACCAUGUUAUAUCGAUGUUUACUACGCAAAGAAAAACUUAUCAAUGAAAAUUUAGAACUGUUUUUACUAUAUAUUCUAUAUAAGCAAGCGAGUACCUGCUUAUAAUAAUUACUUUCACAAAAUUGAGUGAGCUUAAUUUCAAACUUGCUUGGUGAAAGAAAAAUUGUAAAACUUUUUAGGGUGCCCUACAUGCAUGAUUCAAAAAUCUAUUAUACCAAGAACGGAUUGGUGAGCAAUGGAAAUAUUUAUAUAAUACGAUUUUAAUAAUUUUUUAUCAUCAAAACUUCGAAUUUUUAUUUAAAAAAAAAAACUAUUUUAUUUCAUUUGAAAAUUGUAACUCUUCCGAGCUUCAGCAUUUUUAAGCGCAUUUUUAAACUUUAUUUAAAGUAUUCAUAUGAUACACGAAUCUAUAUCAUAUCUUUAUUGGAGUAGAUUUCUUUUUUAAAUGCGUGAAAGGUCUUACGUAUCACAAUGAACAAACGUGACAAUUUUAGCUUAGUUACGAAAUUGCCUGUAUAGUACGAUUUAUCUUAUAACAAGUAGAUAUUUUGACAUUUUUAACAAGAAAAAAAAAUAAAAAAUGCUAAAGAGUCAGAGAUAUCUGAAUAUUAAAUUAUUAAUAUUAUAUAAAUAGUAUAAAUAAAGAAAUAAAUAUAUAGAUAUAUAUAAUAUAACAUGCCUAGUUAAUAGGUUAAAGUAAAUCUUCAUCAUUUUCGAAGAUUCUUAUAUGACGUUAUAAUGUUAAGUGUAAACUAAUAGCAACACAGAAAGAUAUAACUAUAAUGGUUAAAUAUGAAAAUGAUGUAGAUUUGAUCGAUCUAUGAGGAAUAUUAAUUAUAAUGAUUAAUUAUAAUAGACUAAAAAAAUUAAAAAUACCAUUACACACCAACAGCUAAAAAUGCUUUGGUCGGCGUAUAUGUCUAAAUUUAGCUUUAGACUGUGUAGCUCUACCAUUUUAAAUGUUUUUGUUGAUUCAAACAUAUUUUACUUUAUGUUUUAUUGUAAUCCAAUAUAUAAAUGCAGCGAUAUGUUUAAGAUGACUUUUAUAUCAUAUUUUUUUUAAAUUAGAGUAAUGUUAUACGAAGAAAUUGUAUGAUAAUGAUUUCAAUAACUACGUUUUCAUAUUUUAUAAUUUCAAAGCUGCAAGUAAAUAAAAAUCAUUGCAAUUUGAA
Messenger RNA from Trichogramma pretiosum, 7686 nucleotides. RefSeq lists its product as uncharacterized. The coding region runs from base 440 to 6325 and encodes 1961 amino acids. Gene Ontology annotation, molecular function: actin binding; structural molecule activity. Gene Ontology annotation, cellular component: cytoskeleton; plasma membrane. NCBI's taxonomy places the organism in Eukaryota, Metazoa, Arthropoda, Insecta, Hymenoptera, Trichogrammatidae. The record is from RefSeq and is a predicted model, not a curated record. The transcript is spliced from 15 exons.